UCAUAUAAGAAUCGCGGCCGCUCUUGAUACUUCCAAACAUAGCUUCCAAGUAACCGACCCGGCCACUCUGUCAGCAGGAGCAGCAGUGGCAGCAGGAUGAACGCGCAGAGAUUCGUCGUGGUCGUCGCUCUCCUUAGCUUCGUGCUGGGCGUGUCCCAGGCAGCGCCUUUCCUGGGCUACAGUCUGGGCGGCCUCGGUCCCGGUGUGGCGGUAGGCCCCUCGGGCUCGUCGGGCGCGCCCAUAGCCGUCGCCUCUUCUCCCGUCUCCAUCGUGUCCGAGGCAAAGUCUACGAACGUGGGGCCCGUGUACAGUGCGCCCUACAGCUACGUGCCACGCGUAGCGUACGCAGCACCCCUGCACGUGGUCGGAUACCACACACCAUACGUGGCAGCGCCGGGAUUAGUACACACAGUCGGCCUCGGAGUAGACCGCUACGGAUACGGCGUACACACUGUAGGGGUGGGCUACGGUACCGGCUACCACAUCUAGGCCUCCUGAACCACCUGACUAAUUGGACAAAGGCUAAACUCCACACCAAACUCCACGCAAACGCAGACUACAGUGACUCAGAUUUUCAGAUUCGGGUAUACGCAAACUGCAAGCACUCGACGCAGCCUCCCGUUUGCUAGAAUAAAACUUCUUUAAUGCAUCGACUUAAUAAUAAACAUGUGUUCCAUUCGUUUCCA
Molecule: messenger RNA, 686 nt
Organism: Dermacentor andersoni
Lineage: Eukaryota; Metazoa; Arthropoda; Arachnida; Ixodida; Ixodidae
Source: RefSeq, a predicted model, not a curated record